AUGUUGCGCCCCGAAUGGAAGCCGCGGCCGGCCUCGUCGUUUCUUGGCUGCCUUGACUUGAAGAUCGGCGUCACUGUAGCCUUACUGUUUGCCUUGCUCAACAAGGUUGCGGGCGUUUAUGGUCUUAUUGCGGCCUUGACCGGAGCCGGCGGCUCGUUCGCCCAAAUAAGCCUCUACGUGUACUCGGUCUUCGGGCUCGUCGUCCUUGCGUGGGGUCUCAGGGCGGUAACGGAGGAGGAUGCUAAGCGUUCGCUGUACUUCGCCCACAUGUUCUUCGCCGACCACGUCCUCUCCACAAUGUGGACGGUCUUCUUCGCUGUUACAUAUUGGGUAUAUACGCCACACGAUGGACGAAGGCAAGCGAGCUCGGCGGCACAGGAGGAGAUCAUGAAUGGCGGCAUGAACAACCGGCCUCCGAUGUCGGAUGUGGAACGCGAAACUGCCGCUCGGAUGAUAUGGAACCAGGAGAAGGGCUCUGCAGCCGCGCUGAUCACCAUUGGCUGGUUAUCCAAGUUUUACUUCGCACUGCUAAUCUACUCCUACGCGAUGCAUCUGCGACGAGGCUCGUAUCGUUCCCUCCCACACUCGCGACCCAAUCCUGCCACAACCGGCGUAUACGCCGCCCUCGGUGACGACGAAGAGGACGUCGAGAUCGAGGAAUUCUACCGCGUCCCCACCCGCACGCCCGCGGGCAACUCCAUCAGCAACUUCGGCGACUUGAGCACAACGUCCGGGCGUCUGCAGAAGCAAGCGUCGCGCAAUCCGAGCUCGAAGUCGCUCGGAGACGACGCAGUGGACGAGGUGCUGUUCGACGAGGACGAGGCGGAUAGGCACUCGCGGCUAGCGAGCGCGGAGGGGAGUACGAGCAAGAGCUCGUCGGAAGAUGAGCCGCCGGCGGGAGUGGGCGCUGGCCACGACCGGAGUCGGACGGCGCGGGCGUGGAUGGCGCCGGUACCGGGCGCACGAUGA
This is a messenger RNA of Punctularia strigosozonata HHB-11173 SS5, 969 nucleotides long. RefSeq names its product DUF1753-domain-containing protein. Gene Ontology annotation, molecular function: inositol phosphoceramide synthase regulator activity. The record is from RefSeq and is a predicted model, not a curated record. Bases 1 to 969 code for a protein of 322 amino acids. Gene Ontology annotation, biological process: inositol phosphoceramide metabolic process. Gene Ontology annotation, cellular component: Golgi membrane; inositol phosphoceramide synthase complex. The transcript has 4 exons. Lineage: Eukaryota; Fungi; Basidiomycota; Agaricomycetes; Corticiales; Punctulariaceae.